UCUCCGAGAUUCCCCCCCGGCCACCAAGCCGGCGACGCGUCUCCUCCAUCCACGUUGGACCGAAAGAAAGAAAGAGAGAGGAAAGAAAGAGACAAGAGAGAAAACAAACAAAAAAAAAAAGUGCUGCAGAUUCCUGCCAAUCGCCCGGGCGGCUGCUUUUGGGGGUAACAAAAGGACUUGUCGACUGAAUACCCCCCAAAUCAGGAGCCGGACUCCAAGCAAGAGGUGCCCAGCGGUGGCAGCAUAGCCUAUUUUUGGGGUUUCUAACUCUUUUUUUUUUUAAUUUUCCUCCACGUCCCCUCCCCUCUCGUUCCCCCCUUUUAUUUUCGAAGAUCCGUGGCACCGAGGCGCCUUUGCAACUCGCUCUCGCCCACCCGCGACUCCUCUCCAGUGGGGGUUAUUUUAUUUUGAUUUUAUUUUGUUUUGUUUAUUUGUUGUUUAUUUGUUUGUUGUGUCGGUCCCGUGCGAUCCCUUCCCACCCUCCCCACACUCAUGAACAUACACAGAUCCACCCCGAUCACAAUAGCAAGAUAUGGGCGAUCGCGGAACAAAACCCAAGAUUUCGAAGAGUUAUCGUCUCUAAGAUCUUCUUCCGAACCCAGCCCGAGUUUCAGCCCGAACCUCGGUUCCCCGAGCCCACCCGAGACUCCCAACUUGUCGCAUUGCGUUUCUUGCAUCGGGAAAUACUUGUUGUUGGAACCUCUGGAAGGAGACCACGUUUUUCGGGCCGUGCAUCUGCACAGUGGAGAGGAGCUGGUGUGCAAGGUGUUUGAUAUCAGCUGCUACCAGGAGUCCCUGGCCCCGUGCUUUUGCCUGUCUGCCCAUAGCAACAUCAACCAAAUCACCGAAAUUAUCCUGGGGGAGACCAAAGCCUAUGUGUUCUUUGAGCGCAGCUAUGGAGACAUGCAUUCCUUUGUCCGCACCUGCAAGAAGCUGAGGGAGGAGGAGGCAGCCAGACUGUUCUACCAGAUCGCCUCAGCUGUGGCCCACUGCCACGAUGGGGGGCUGGUGCUGCGGGACCUCAAGCUACGGAAAUUCAUCUUUAAGGAUGAAGAAAGGACUCGGGUCAAGCUGGAAAGCCUUGAAGAUGCAUAUAUCCUGCGGGGAGAUGACGAUUCCCUUUCUGACAAGCAUGGCUGCCCAGCUUAUGUGAGUCCAGAGAUCUUGAACACCAGUGGCAGCUACUCGGGCAAAGCAGCCGACGUGUGGAGCCUAGGAGUGAUGCUGUAUACCAUGUUGGUAGGGCGGUACCCUUUCCAUGACAUUGAGCCCAGUUCCCUCUUCAGCAAGAUCCGACGUGGCCAGUUCAACAUUCCAGAGACUCUGUCACCCAAGGCCAAAUGCCUCAUCCGCAGCAUCCUGCGGCGGGAGCCCUCCGAGAGGCUGACCUCACAGGAAAUUCUGGACCAUCCUUGGUUUUCUACAGAUUUUAGUGUGUCAAAUUCAGGCUAUGGUGCUAAGGAAGUAUCUGAUCAGCUGGUGCCGGAUGUCAAUAUGGAAGAGAACUUGGACCCAUUCUUUAACUGAGCUCAUGCCCCCCACACAGAGACUUAACAGGUACCAGGAGCGAGAGAAGGCAGGGACAAGGCAUUCUUCCAGGAAACACAAAUCGCCUAGCUGGGUAGAAAGACACUUACACUCACACGUUUCUUUGUUCAAUGAAGAAAAACCUUCAAGGAGCUGACGUAAACAUGUAGCAUGGGGGCAAGAGAGGUGGAAUGGGGUUUGACCUUUGUGGACUGGUGAGCAGGGUGGAGGAGAAACGCACUCCCGAAGUUUCUCAUCCUUGAUAUAGGCCCCAAAGAUCAUCCCUGACAAUUGGGCGACUUCCACCUACCCCACUUUUUAUUUGGUUCAAAACUAGUCUCAGAUCCUGACAGAAUCAAAACUCUGCCUCAAAUACACAUCUUGGCAUCGCACUGUUAGCAUUUAACUUCUUGUCACGAUUCAGGGAAGGUACAAUUGGCCAAGGAUUUUCUUUCUUUGUUCUUUUUUUGUUUUUGUUUUUCUUUGAAACAAGCCAACCACCUAUCUGAUAGUCAAAGAGGUUCACUUCAAACAAUUCGGUGCACACAGACUGACACAAAACCUGGGUGCUAAACAAAGAAUAUAAAAAAAAAAAUCCAUUUUUGUGUCUCUUAAUCACUUCAACUCAUUUCUUCUAAAUAAACUAUUUACUAUCCUGGUCAGGAAAUAGCAUGUUAAUGCUUUGCUCCCUGAAGGGAAAACAUAUCUGUCCUUUAACAAGCUAUUCUGUUUUGUGUCAAUUGGUUUCUGGCAGGAAGCUAUUAGAAGUCAAACUUCCAGAUGCAUUACUGCUAUCAUAGUUUAAAGAAACGGGGAGGGGGGCCGGGGAAAGAUAAAUUCAGUUCCUUCGUGUUUUUUUUUCUCUUGAAUGAUGCGGGCUGCAUUACAGGCAUUCCUGUUUUGCUAAGAAGCAGGAAGGCUUGGGAGGCUAAAGCUUUUGCAACACUCUGAUUUCAAGGAAGCAUUCUGUCUUUGAUUGGAAACUGGUGAAGCAAAGCAGGUUGUCCCACAUGUAUGAAAUACAGGGCAGCUAUUUUAUUUUCUAUACGAAGAAUGAUCCUUGUGGCUUGGAAGGCCCACUGGUUCAGACAAACACCCUCAGUAGAAAUAAGCAAGAAGGAUAAUAAGCUGAAAGCUAGGAUGAUAUAAAUAAAGCAGCUCUCUGUCCCAAUACGCACCUUUGUAUUUCAAAAACUCUUCUAUUUAUUAAGGAAAAUGUCACAUUGUGAUGUAUUAAGCCAGUACUUCAAUUACGGGUUGACUUGGGAUAACAUGUUACAUGCUGUAGUUAACAUUUAUAUCUAUUUUUUUCUUGUUUGAGUAUUUCUGUCCCUGAAAUAACCUUUUAUUUGGCUUUUCUAGGUAGCUUUAUUUGAUUUCGAGUGGCAAAUGUUUUUUUUUUUUAAUUACUGCCUUUCUAUUGCUGUAUGAUGCAGAACUCUUUUGGCAUAAAUAUUUGUGUUUCCAGUACCUCAGUUGUUUGAAUUUUACUGCCUGUAUACGUUUUGUGAAAUGGUCAUGUUUUUGGGUAGGUAACACGUGGACUCUAGUGUGUAAAUGUUACUUGAAUCUGUGCUUCAUUAGAGUAUGUGGCAUGUAUGUGCAGAUCUUGGAUGCUUUAUGCCUGCCCAGCAGGACCCCGCACCUCAUGUUCCUAGGAGGGCGGUCUCCACGUUCAUAGUCAUGAGACAAGGCGGCCAUGGAUUUACCCUUGAUUCUAUUUUGAUAAUGGAAGAUACGGAGAAGAGAGGUUUUUGACAUCCAGAAGAUGGCACUGUAUCAAGAAGGACCUUUUUUUCAUCCCGCUCCCCUAUUUUUUCAGUACCCCAUAGGAAGAAAGAUCGAUGACAUGCAUGGCGGGAAUCUAUGGCCUCUGGUGCUUUGUCCUGUAUUUGGUUUAAUGUUUUUGUCCUAAUCUCUUCAAUCAAUAAAAUUGUGCGUAUUUAACUAAAAA
This is a messenger RNA of Suncus etruscus (white-toothed pygmy shrew), 3481 nucleotides long. It is a transcript of the gene TRIB2, whose product is annotated as tribbles pseudokinase 2. Gene Ontology annotation, molecular function: mitogen-activated protein kinase kinase binding; protein kinase activity; ATP binding. The record is from RefSeq and is a predicted model, not a curated record. NCBI's taxonomy places the organism in Eukaryota, Metazoa, Chordata, Mammalia, Eulipotyphla, Soricidae. The transcript has 4 exons. Gene Ontology annotation, biological process: protein phosphorylation; regulation of MAP kinase activity; positive regulation of proteasomal ubiquitin-dependent protein catabolic process. Gene Ontology annotation, cellular component: nucleus. The coding region runs from base 493 to 1527 and encodes 344 amino acids.